CCCUUUUUUUGCAUUCUUUUUCAUAUGCAGCAGUGUCGGUUCUCUGCCACCGUAAAAUUUAACUGCUGAGUUCGUCUUCGUCUACCUGUCGUUGUUUCCACAUCGACCUGUCACUGUUUACGAGAAAGCCCCCCCUCCUCUCUGAACCACACUCACUCACACAGAGUCGUGCAGAGGGGGCAGCGGUGCGCUUGUGGCCGCUCUCUUUCCUGUUUCAGAUCUGUUCACAGCCUGAAACCCAUCGUAGCAGCAUCUCGAAGGAAUUACAACUUUACUGAACUUUGGAGUGGCUUUUUUUUUUUUUACACGUUUUUGCAAGUUUUUGUGGUUUCUUUUUUUCUUUUUGAUUUCUUUUUUUUAAGUCAUGGUGUCCUGACAUCUUUCUUCAUUUUUCGACAUCAUCCGAUCUCUUCCACUUGCCUCUCUACCCUCACUGUAAGGUAAGACAGUCGUGUGUAAAGUGUUGCUGUCUGCUCGUUGCUUCAAUCGUGUAACUACAAUCGUUGCAGCUUUCAUGUUUACUUCUCAACUGUGUUCAGGUUGUAACUAUUUUGUGUGAAAGAGUAUAAAAAUAAACGAAAGGUAGCUCUUCACAAUGUUGCAUGAAGAGAACCCCACUCUAUUUUUCCACACAACUGUAGGGGAAUUGAUUUCAGCUCAUGGACAAUGCUGGUAAAUGGAAAAGAUCAAGUUCAGUGGAGUAAUGCUGAAGCCUUUUUUCCAUCACAUGACAGCCACUCAAUCAAACAUCUAACCCACCCUACAUUGCAGCAUUAACUCCCAUCACUGUAAUGUCUCUGUUAAUAUUAAAAUAAUGGAUCAAGGCCCCCCAUCAUUCAUCAUCCUCACAGGUUUUCCUCUUAGUGUAAUCAUGCAGCUUCCUUGUGUUUUCUUUCACUUUACUGGAGCAGAGCUGGGACAUUGAUUGACAAAUUAGAGACAGAUGCCCUCUGGCAGGAUGUUCAUUUUCUUAUCACUUCCUACAAGGCCUCUCUCUGCACAUUUAGUCAUGCUCAUAAUAACAUGGUGUAGCUUUCUGCCAAAGCAGCCAACUGGAAGAAGGUCAAACAAAAAGGCUGCCCAUGUUAUGGCCCACACAUAAUCUACAACAUUGGGGAAAAGCUGUAAGCCUAGUUCUGUUUGCAUCCCCAAAUUUAAGGGCAAAUUUUAGCCGUGGGUUACUUGUUGGAUAAAUCCUGAGUGGAAACAGCUUAAACUGCGGAACAAUGGAGGAAAAAUAAAACGUUGGUUCAUUGUUCUUUCAAUCAGAUAACUCCUGAUAAGGUGACAGGGCUGUAUUUGACCACCCUGAGAAGAUUAAUGAAAACUCCCAUGAGUAUAUGGGAGGGGAACUUUGGCUCCCUCUUCUCCUUUCUGCCUUUUUUCUUUGUAUUCUCAAUGUGUCCUUACAAUGCCAUGUAAGGAAGGUAAAGUUAGCCAAUUUAAAAAAAGGGGAAAGUAGCAGUAAAACACGUCUUUCUGAUUUAUUUUAAUCUGCCACAAACAGGAAAACCUUUGCAGUGAAUGAUUGUACGAUGUGCAACAAGUGAUAAUGAAUUUUAUCAGGACUAUAAAAGGAAAAUACGGCUUUUAAUACCUGUUUGUGGUUUGAUUUGUCAAUUGUCACAAGAGAAUCUGACUCCAGUUUUUAUAGUUUUUAAUUGACACAUGGAUACAGAAUAAGCAUGAGUGUGAAUCACAGAAAAAAAGUCAGUGAGUGUUAAUAUAAUCGGCACACAAUGACCGAGCUGUCAGUUUUCUUGAUCAUCUUAUUGUAAACCUACAUCGAAGUGUGUGGACACAACAAGUGACCUGGAAUCGGAAACAUUACAUACAUUGAAUAAUUUAUUGAAAUGCUUUUUACAUUAGGUCAAAAAUAGGUCUAAAUGGUCCCAGCGCUGCCCCUAAAUUGUCAGUCUCCACUUAGUUGUCACAGAAUAAUUUAGUCGGUCUUGUUAAACCUUAUCUUGUCACACUGCAUUGACCUUGGCUCAGCUGGGAAUUAGGUCAUAUUUACAAAUCCUUUUUUCUGUACAAUGUGGUCAAUAACUGUCAUCUUUAACACCUGCGUCAUGUGCUGUCCAUCAAUAUAUAUAAGAGGUAAACACUAGUUUUUCAUUCCUAGUAUGUGUUGGGUUCAACAGUCACAAAGCGUAUGUUAUAUUCAAUAUACAAGCCAAUACACCUUUAUUCAAGGGGUUGAAAAAGCUGCUAUUGCUUUUGGCAGUGAGUCAUUUACAAAAAAAAAUAAGAAAAAUUAUUCUUCAAAAGGUUAGUCUAGAAUAUGUUAACAUUUUUAUUUCUUUUUUAUAAUUUUUUACUGUGUUUUUGGUAGAUUAAGGCAGUUAUGUCAAAAAUAGUGGCAGCUGUUACAGCAUGUAACCGGCGAUGAAAGUAAAAAGUUCUCUUCACAUUACUGCUUGUGCCUGGUUAAAAAAAGAGACAAGAAGUGUUAAUGGUUUAGCUUUCUAUAGCGCAAGUGAGAGUUUAUUUACGGUUUGGAUCAAGCACCGAACAGUUUCCUUCUGCUUCCUAUUAUUAGUCAUUAAGACAAAAGGGGAUCGAGCCUCCUAAACUAACUCUUGACACUAAGCAUGAUAAGUAAGAGUAGUCAAAGUUGAUACAAUAAUAAGUGUUGACAAAAAAUAGCAAUUUAAAGCUCUUGUAAGGAGCUUUUGACAUCUAUGAAAUCAGCUGAAAUUUGUAUUGAAAUCUUUUUAUGCCAAAAAAAAGAAAGCAAGACCAUCAGCAAUAUGAUUGAUUAUUUAUAGGCUAUCAUAAUUUUACUGCCUGUAAUCUGUGAGAGGGGAUAGGUGUCAGCUAAGCAGCCCUGUUUUUCCAACAUUCACGUGAAGUCCCACUCUGAUCAUUUUAAUACUUAAAGUGUUUUUAGUGGUCUUUAAAUUGUGAUUAUGAAGUUUUCAGCCAAAAUCACAUUACCGAAGUCAUUUUCAAGGGCUUUUCUUCUGCAGAGCUCCAGUAGCUCAUUAGCAAUUUGCCUCUGAGUCGUGGGCGGAGACAGCGCUGCUCUGCACACUCCUCUUCACGCUCUCGGACACUAAUGUCUUUAGGGACAUGAUGAAAGUUGAUAUUAGAGUUAGCUUUCUUACGAGCAUUGCACUCUGCGAACUUACACAGUUGUUCCGCAAUUGUCCUCUCUACUUAUCUGAGUCUGGCCAGCAUUUUUUGCAGGAAGACAUUGUUUAGGCAUGUUGAGGACAAAAUAAGCAAAGACUGCUUUUUCGCUGGGGCGCUGAAACUGGUACAAGUCAAAAGUUCCUCCCAGGAGCUUUAAAAUCAGAGCAAAGUAAGCCGUCGUUAAUCUGAUCACAUAGGCCAAAUGAGCUUUCACAACAUACAGUACACGGCUGAUGUUAUACAAAGAUAUUUUCUUUUUAUUUAAUUAUCUUUUUUUGGGAGCUGAACACAGAAAGUGUUAGUAUAUGAUCAUGUUAUCGGCCACUUUUUAAAGUUUACAGUAAGUAAGGAGUUUUAUUUCUUCCCACUUGCAUCUUUUAUGCUUUGCUUAGCUGAAAGCAUUUCAUCUCUAGCGUUGUACUAAUCCACAGACAGGAGCAGUAUGAACCUUCUCGUUUAACUGUAUUUAACUUCAUGUGUUUGGUUGAACCAGCCCUGGUUGAUAAUUACAUUUAAAAAGAAGCACUUUGAAAUGUAACAUAAUUAGCACUACUGUCUCUCUCUAAGGUAACAAGUGUAUUUCUUGUAUUUUCUCUGGCUGCUUGUAUAUUUCCAUUGAACGGUUUAGUGUUAAAUAUUAAACAAGCUCCAGCAAAUCUUUAUCAUUGCCAAAGUCAAGGGUAUUUUCAUUAAGCAUGAUCUUGAAACCUGUUAUUUUUCUUCUCCACUUCCCUGAGCUGUUGUUCCCCAGUAACCUGAAUACUUUGUCCUACAUCUCAUUCAGUCCCUUUGUGAAGGUUAUUCAAGGUUGGGUCAUGGUUAAUCUGCUUACAUUUUAAACUAAUUUAACAAAAUACCCUGAAAUAUGUUGCUAAGCUUGCUUAACAAGGUGUUCCAGUGUUGUUUUGAUGGCUCUGAAAUUUCAAACUGGAACAUUUUGUGUCAUUAUCAGUGAUUUUAGAGGGAGGUAUUUCAGUGGCGGGAAUAAUGAGGGAAGGUUUCGGGAAACUUUUCCGGAGAUAAAAGGUGCUUUGUUGGACUGUCUGCCUUGAGCUCCCCUGUGUGUAAAACAAACUGUCCGCCUGUCUUCUGGAGAUGAAUGACUUUUCAAACCCGUGUGUGCAUCUGUGUGGUAUCUUGUAAUCUGUUUGUAUAGUUGAAACCACUGAGAUUGUGCUUUCUUUCUCUCCCUCUCUCCAGACCAUUGCUCUUAAUCUGGCAGCCUCCCAGACAUUCCCUUCCCAAUAUUCUGCCACUGUCUGUGACAUUGUCCAGCGACCUGACGGCAGAAGCGAUAUAAAUCAUUGCACAGACGAAGAGGAAGACCAACAAUCUGGUAUAUUGUGUACAACAGUAUAGGGUUCAAGUGAAGGUGAAGUCAGGCAUUGCAACCGUGAUGUUUUUGGGAGAAACUUCCUGUUUUGGCUUUCUUCAGCCAUGACACAAUCACUUUUGCACCUAGUUGUGCCAUGCGGUUUGCCAAGCGGGUAUUUUGUCUAAAAACACGACAACCGACAAAGUCUGUGGGAUGAAAGCGCAACAAACGCAACAAAGAGGAAAGACUAACCAUGCUGAGGGAUGACCAGCUGGUUUAUAUCGUCCUGGAGUUGGUGAUUGCCUUACUGGCUGUGGCUGGUAAUGUCCUGGUGUGCUGGGCUGUCUUUGUCAACUCCAACCUGCAGAGCAUCACCAACUUCUUUGUGGUUUCUCUGGCAGUGGCUGAUGUCGCUGUGGGACUGCUGGCGAUUCCAUUUGCUAUCAGUAUUAGGUAUCAUAAAAUUUGUUUUUUUUUCCUCUGAACAUUUCAUGUCUCAAAAUUUUUGUUUCCUAAAUUAAAAAAUCUGACCGAAACUUGGGUUGUCCAGGUACAAGUAUCAAUGAUGGCCUCUGAUAGAGCUCAUUAUGUGAUAUUAGGUACUGGCAAGUGAUUUAUUCAUCCAAAACAAUUAUUAAAAAGUCAGUUUCAGGUAAAUACAGUGAUGUAUAGAUUUCAUUUUUUUACUCUGGUAUUAAAGGACUUGCUGUAUGUUUUUUAUAACUUGUAAAUUUUUCUUUCUCUGUAAUUUAAAACCAGCACCGGCUUCUGCUCCAACUUCUAUGGCUGCUUGUUCAUUGCCUGCUUCGUCCUUAUCCUCACCCAGAGCUCCAUCUUCAGCCUGCUGGCUAUUGCUGUGGAUCGCUACAUCGCCAUCAACAAUCCGCUCAGGUGAGGAGGGAAAAAAAGUGUUGUUAACUUUGCUGAAAAAGGAAAUGUUUCCUGUAGUCUCAUGUUCCCAGGAAAUACAUCCAUCUUUGUUUUUUCUUAUGUUUGUAUUUUUACUUUUUUCAUUUACCUUUCUUAUUUUGCAUAAAUAUGAUGAGAUUUCAAGUGCUCACUAAAGCAGAUCAUCCAAAACACAGGGUAGGAGGACUAGAAAGAGACUUGACCAAAGCAGGGUCAUGAAAACCUCAGAAAACAAAGAAGGAAAACAGACUUUUUAAAAACUAUUUCCAACCUGCUGCUCUUUUCACACAUGGGACUCAAGCCAGAACCAUUUAACAUUGUAAGUGUCCAAAGCGGAGUGGAGUGGUGUAGCAAACACAUUGAAUUACAGUGAUAUCUUAUUCAAUUAAGACUAUCCUGGCCGGUUGUGGGCAGACAGAGACGUAUGCCUCCACAGGCUUUAUUAGGUUAUGGCUUGUCUGCUGCUGGAGGGAUUAAACGGGCUGGAUGCUUUUAUCAUUCUCAUCCAUGUAAAUUUAUACCAAUCAAAUACAAUUUCUUUUAAAUGGCAGGCUUGUUUUGCAGCUAACAUCAAAGUGACUUUUUGCAACAGGUAUUUUGACACACACAUUGACGCAUAUUGUUUGAAUGCAUUACCAAAGACACUUCUGUUUAGUCACAGCUGUUUUCUUUACCCUUGUCUCGGCAGAUAUUUCAUACAGUAUAUAGUAAGUCACAGCAGGUGAUACAUUUGCGAAAGCAGUUGCACAACAACCUCAUGCAUGUGAGUGUGUUUCUGUGGCUCACCCUGGUGCCACGGUUCUGGCUCUAAAGACUGGUGAGCUAAUAAUUCAUCAGAGUUUAGGGUGCUUAAUAUAGCUUACUGGCUGCCAUCCUGUCCACAAAAGAGUUCAGUCAGAUGAGACAAUAGCUGUAGGUGGGGUGAGGCUACUGAGAAUCCUGUCCUCAUUAAUGCUUAUUCGCUAUUUUUACUUCCAUUGCUCGAUUGCACAUUCUUUUAAAGUAAAGUCUAAAUGAUUACUUCCUUAAUCUUUACAGUCCUUAAAAAUAGAAUUUGAAGGUAAAAAUGGUCAUUGUUGGAGGGAAAGUUGAAGAGGACUUUGUCACAAAUCAAAAUCACAGCAGAAAAAUAGCACAUCAGAGGUUGGUAAAUAUAUAUCCAAGCCAGUGCCAUUUAAUUUUUAAUUCAGGAAAAACCUUCACCAGAGUUUAGGUCAAUAUGUGAUACGAUACAGGAUGACUUAAUCCUGUGCAGUAUGAUACGAUGAUAUGAUAUGAUUUGAUAUGAUAAUCUACAACAAUAUAUUGCGAUAUUUACCACAGCUCAAUAACAUACAAUAUGUUUUGAAACAAUUAUCAUUAUCAUAGAAUACAAUAAGAUGUAAUAGGAUGCAAUAUGACACAACAAGAUAGGACUGGAUAGGAUACAUUUCAACACAAUAUGAUUUGCAGUACAACACACUAUAAUUAAAGCAACACAGUAUGAUACAAUAGAGGACAAUAUGACAAUGUCCCCUAAAGGAGAAUUCAUCCUGUAUUUAAGCGUUGCACACAUUUAGCAGCGUCCAUAGUUGCAUUCAUAAAUAAAAACAGCAAAAAGUAUUCAACAAGCUACAUGUAAACAGAGAAACACAUGAAUAUGAAAACCGCAAACAACAAGUAUUAUCAUGAGCCAUAUUAAAAUUUGUUAAACCAAGUAUAGCAACAAAGUACAGCAAAGCAUAUGUGAACAAAAGUUGUGUGUUUAUAUUAUUGGUAGUAAUAUUGGUUAUUUUUGGACUCACUCACCCAAGGGACCCAAAUUUGGAAACAAAUUUAGAAUUGUGAGUUGAUGUGAAGUCCCUGAUGAGAAAGACGUGUCGGUAAACUACCAUAAAAGGAAGGAAAUACCAUCAACAGAUUUACAGUGCGCUCAUGCUCAUCUACAAGUUAAUACUGGUUGUAUUCUUGUCUCUAUGAGUCAACUUUCAAAUGUUGACGUUGACACACUAUCACACUGAGAUUUAAGCUAAAACAAUGUAUGUGCUACUUUUUAGGUACAACAGCGUGGUGACUGGACGGAGGGCAAAGGGCAUCAUCACACUGUGCUGGUUUCUCUCAGUUGGUAUCGGGUUGACACCGAUGCUGGGCUGGAACAGAGGUGAGGCAUUAACUUUGGCGAAUGUUAAUAUGCAUUUUUAGUGUUUCCAACCAUGUCUUGAUUUACAACUUAAGCCAUGAGUCAAAAAGGCUCCAGGUGGGUGGAGACCGCAGGUUCAGAGCUGUUGAUGCUCUCUUUAGCUUAUAGAACCCUUCACCUACUUGACUUUGUCACUUUCACUUUACCUUACCACCUUCAGUGUUUGUAUUGUGUGAUUACAUAUUCUCUUGUUUGAACAGCUGGCAUUCAUUCCACAUUUCACCACCCCUUACCCAAAUGUCCACUCCCAACACCCAACACCCAACAACCUAUGUAUGCACCGGCAGAUGUCACAUCUCCAAAUAUACCAAACUUUCAGUCUCAUCAUCACUAAUCACUACCCACACAAAUGUAAAAAUACACACAACCUUGAAAAUGAGAAACAUAAUCUGCUAUAGUUGUAUGAAAGAGAUUACAGGCAUUUACAAUGUUAUGUGUUUGGUUUGACAACAAUGCAAGGGGUAAUGUGCAGUGAGGGGUUUGUUACAGCAGACUGGAUUGCCAACACAUUAUCCCUUUUAUUGUAUAUAUUUGAGAACCAACCCAUUUUUCUCUACAUUUUUAUUUAAAAAUUGUUUCAAAUUCACAGUAUUUUUUGUAAACAACUGUUCAAAACAAUCGUUUACACUCAAAGUUUGAGCUGCAUUAUUGUGACAAUCAACUCCAUUGGUUUCUAUAAAUGAACUAACUUUGCUUUUAAUACUUAAUACUUGCUGUUAAUAAUAUUAUACUGGAUGUUACGACUUUCAUUGAACUAGAACAAGGUGAACAGGAUGGCAUGGAUCAGCACCCCACCUUUUUAGUUUACCUGGAACAGAGUCUUUGGCAUUGUCUUUUCCAUUUAUCAGUCUUCACUCUAUCUCUUUUCAUGUUCUGUUAAGUGCUUUUUGUGUGUUUAACCUCUCCUACCUUUUCUCAGCCAUCUCUAGUCUUUGUUUCCCACCAUAAACAAACCAAUGUCGAAUUGACUGUAGACUCUGAAGGCACCAGAUUCUCAGAUUAAAGUCAAUGAGAUACUGUCCAUUGCAACGGUGUGUUUGCCACAACAAUGGUCUGCUAUUAAUAAAUACUUGACUGUUGCUAUGGAUCACUGACCAAUCAUAAUCAAGUAUUGGUAACAGUCAUGUGAUAAUAAUGGAUAAAACUGUUAAUGAAUCACCUCUAACUCUGAUGUACAGGUUUGAACGCCACCACUACCACCAACAGCUACCACUGCCCUGAAGGCCUGACAGUGUGCCUGUUUGAAGAGGUGGUUAACAUGGACUACAUGAUCUACUUCAACUUCUUUGGGUGUGUACUGGUGCCUCUGAUGGCAAUGUUGGUUAUCUACAUUCAUAUCUUCAUGGCUGCUCGGCGACAGCUCCGCCUGAUGGGACUUAAAGUUGCAAACGUACCUGCGCCUGGAGAAAUGACCUCAUCAUCCGGCACAUCCCGUUCCACCUUACAGAAAGAAGUGCAUGCGGCCAAAUCUCUGGCCAUCAUUGUUGGUUUGUUUGCCCUAUGUUGGCUUCCCCUGCACAUCAUCAACUGUUUUAACCACCUGUGUAAGGACUGUAAGCGCUCACAUUUGUGGGUGACGAACAUUGCCAUCAUCCUCUCCCAUGCUAAUUCUGUCGUGAACCCAUUUAUUUAUGCUUACCGCAUUCGGGAGUUUAGACAGACUUUCCGGAGGAUCCUGUAUCAGCACAUCCUCAGACAGAGGGAUAGAAAUGAGUUGUGGGUUGGGAAUGGUGAUGGCAGGAGCGUCAGAAGCUGCAGCAUCAUGCGGACUUCCUCCAUUAUCAGUAAAGAGGGUUCAACAAGUUGUACACUGGCCAAUAGCUAUGUGCUGGAUUCAAGUCCUCAGAGAACACCGAAAAAAAUGACUCAGGAAGCCCCCCGUUGGACAUCAGAGGUAGACACUGCACCAAGCAGCUGUUUACCUAAUGGACACCAAAUAAUGGGUAGCACUCCCUCAGUAACGCAGCAAUGCACUGUGGGAAGUGCUGCUCAGGGUGAAGGAGAGAGCGGAACAACUGAUGUGUUGGAGGUGAAAGACAGUGGGUCUUGCAUUUCUUUUGUGAAUGUUCAGGCUUUCUCUCUUGAACAGUCAACACGUUCUACAGAGCUCACAGAAGUCUCCUGACAGACACAUAUCCACUGAUACAUACAGCAAUAUAACUGCGUGUCAGCAUGGCAUUAAAACGGUGAAAGAAGCUCCAGUGUCGCAUUCAACACUUCAAACCCUUAAACUCUUCAAUUACAUUUUUUAUAACGAUGCAUGUGGUUCUUUUUAAUGCUUAUCUGCAUUUUUGUAACUCACCAGUAAAUUAAAAGUCUUACAUAUGUGUCAGUUUAAUGGUUUAACAUCACUUUCUGUGAAAAAGAAUGGAUGAACUUCAAUCACCACUAUCCACUAAUGAACAUUUUUACAAUUAACCUAGCUUUACAAAUCUACAUGCAGUUCCAUAUUAGAUUGUUUGAGUCAUAUAGGUUAUAUAGUGGAAAUUAAAGCUGUCCAAAUAUUGGGCUGAAGAACUGUAUGAAGGCAACCAUUAACUUUGAAACAAUCUUUUAUGUAAACAUCUGACAAAGAGCAAUUCUCCCUGUGGGCAUUUUAUGGCAAUUUCCUGAUUGCUAACAUGUGUUGCCCGGCAUGUGUGCGUGCUGGUGGUCCAACAACUGGUAUAUACAAGCCAGUUAGUUAUCAUCCAUCCAAAACUAGUUUGAACCAUUCAAAUAUCAUUCUAUAUAUUUGUACUAUUCUCUGAGUCAAAAGAACAACAGAGAAAAAAACAGGCACACACGUAUACACACUGUAAGUGCUACACAUGAUCACAGACUGCCUGGAAAGAGGUGUUCGUAGAGUAGCCUGGCCGGUGACGCCAGUCAAUGAGCCUAAUGCAAUGGAAAUCAAAUGAAGGUUCAUUUGAUGAUGUCUUUUAUUAUGCCAUUAUGCUUUCUCUUUCCUCAUUACAAAGCCCCUCUAUUGCGGGAAGAACCUGCAUUAAGAAGCAUUUAUGUGCCUCAGUGCAAUCCCAGACUCAUGUCUCUGGGGAUAAACAUAUAUGGGUAUGUGUUCAGCUCAUCUAGCUUUUAUUCAAAAUUUGCCCACCGGUCGUUACACAAUGUGAUUCUCAUGAAGCCAUUUCAUUUUAAUGCUUUUGUUUUUAUGUGGUAUUUUGAUAAAAGAAUAAGAUAAGGGUCAUAAGUAUUAUGUAAUUUUGGGUGAUACAAGCCUGUCAUUUGAAGGCAAUGGAAAAACAAAACCUCAAAAUAAACAAGACUGGAGGAAA
Molecule: messenger RNA, 10816 nt
Organism: Xyrichtys novacula (pearly razorfish)
Lineage: Eukaryota; Metazoa; Chordata; Actinopteri; Labriformes; Labridae
Source: the annotation of a GenBank genome assembly